Coccomyxa subellipsoidea C-169 is the source of this 761-nucleotide messenger RNA. RefSeq lists its product as hypothetical. The record is from RefSeq and is a predicted model, not a curated record. The coding region runs from base 93 to 395 and encodes 100 amino acids. NCBI's taxonomy places the organism in Eukaryota, Viridiplantae, Chlorophyta, Trebouxiophyceae, Coccomyxaceae. The transcript has 5 exons.
GUGCUUUCUUGCCCAUCCUGUUGCAUCGCUUGAUGUCGUGCAGACUUUUUUUGGCGAGGAUCGGGCGCACAGCCAGCAUCUCCCGCAGGCAGAUGACCACACAGGCCAGCGCUGCACCUUCGUUCCACGUCUUGCAAUACAAGUACGUGCCAGACAUCCUGGAAAAGAGGACUCCUUUCCGAGAAGCACACCUCUCCAAGGCAGGCGAGAAGGCAGCUCAGGGCCGCAUAGUGCUGGGUGGGGCAUUAGCUGAGCCAGUGGACAGUGCUCUAUUUGUAUGGAAGAAUUCUACAACUGAGGAGAUUGAGGAGUUUGUCAAAGCUGACCCUUACAUAUUGAAUGGUCUCGUCACGGAUUGGUCAAUUCGGCCAUACAUGGUCAUGAUUGGGCAAUAAUUGCGCUCCAAUAUGCACAUGCAUGUGGAGCAGAGAUGAGACAUGUCAGUGUAAUUAUCACAGAAUGCUCGGCAGGCUAGACCUGGGUCCAGAUCUGGCGCACCUUCAAGGUUGCAAGUUGCCAUUCAGUCAAAAUCACUUGAAUUGCAUUGCAAUGCUAGAUGUGCAGUCUUUGCUAGCCGUGGCUGGCCAGGAGUUCAGCCUUCAUGCCAAUUGCCCAGCCACGCGGAUGGCCAAUCUGUGGGAGUUGCAGGCCCUUCAGAUACGUAAUUUGAGUGAGACUGGCAACGUAUGCUCAUUCAAGUGCUAUGGAUCUGACAGCUGCUAGGCUCAGUGAAGGCUCUGUACAUGUGCAUGAGCAGCAGU